AAUCUAAACCAGAGGGGCGGGCGGGAAAUAAAAUAAUAGCAAGAAAUUUCAAUUCAGUUCAUCAAUUUCAAUUUCCCAUUUCCUUUCCAGCCGGCGAUCCGAUCCGAUCCUUUGCAAUCAAUCCCAUCUCUUUCCGAUAAGCUCCAUUUCCCACUUCCAGUUGCUCUUUCCCCCUCCUCCCUUCCAAAUUUGCAGCUCCGAACAGUCGGUUUUCCUCCAUUGCCAUUCUGUGCUGACUGAGGUAAGGCUUUGCUGAGUUUGCCAUUCAGCCACCUAUGGGGAUUGAAGAUUACCAUGUAAUCGAGCUUGUUGGGGAAGGUUCCUUUGGAAAGGUAUAUAAGGGAAGGAGGAAGUACACGAGCCAGACUGUUGCCAUGAAGUUCAUCAUGAAGCACGGGAAAAGUGAAAAGGAUAUCCUCAAUUUAAGGCAAGAGAUCGAGAUUUUACGUAAGCUGAAGCAUGAAAAUAUCAUUGAAAUGCUCGACGCUUUUGAAAGUCCACAAGAGUUCUGUGUCGUUACAGAAUUUGCACAAGGUGAACUCUUUGAGAUACUUGAGGAUGAUAAAUGCCUACCUGAAGAUCAAGUACAAGCAAUUGCAAAACAGUUGGUGAGAGCAUUGCACUACUUGCACUCGAAUCGCAUCAUUCAUCGUGAUAUGAAGCCACAGAAUAUUCUCAUCGGCGCUGGUGCUGUUGUUAAGCUUUGUGAUUUUGGUUUUGCACGAGCAAUGUCAACAAAUACAGUCUUUCUCAAAUCAAUAAAAGGUACUCCGCUGUACAUGGCCCCAGAACUGGUUCGGGAACAGCCGUACAAUCACACUGCUGAUUUGUGGUCACUUGGAGUCAUACUGUAUGAAUUAUUUGUUGGUCAGCCCCCAUUUUACACAAAUUCAGUAUAUGCUCUCAUUAGACACAUUAUCAAGGAUCCAGUCGAAUAUCCCGAUAACAUGAGCCCAAAUUUCAAAAGUUUUCUCAAAGGAUUGCUGAAUAAGGCACCCCAGAAUCGUCUAAGUUGGCCUGCUCUUCUUGAACACCCAUUUGUAAGAGAAAUUUCAGAUGACCUAGAUGCCGAGGAAAUGCAAUAUCGGACUAUGAUAUCGGAGGGAUAUGAUGCAGCACAGAGGGUGGACAAAAGCCAGGUGUCUACUGUUUCAAGUCCCAAGGGUAAAAGUAGCUUCCGUGCUGACUCAUGUCUUCAAAAUGAUCCAUCAUCCAAAGGUCCUAAUUCGACUGCUGGAAACUUACCAAAAUGUGAGGAGUUCCCAGGAUUUGCCUGUCCCAACAAUUUGGAACAGUCAGGUUGCCCACAACUGGACAAACUGGAAAAUAAUUCUUGCACUGUCAAAGGGGCAAAACUAAUCAUUCAAGACAAUGAAGCAAUGACAAUUGUGUUGCAUCCUUUGAAGAAAUGGUCUAAAGACUCCCAAAGGGAUCAAAACAUCCUAAGCUCGGCCAACCAGUCCUUGAAAAUUCUUUCUAACCUUAUUGCUGCUGGAGCAAACAAUGCUAAUGGUUUAGUUGUUGAAGUACUCAAUGAAGUUCUUGGAUUUUUAGGGAAUCUAAUUGGGUUGAAAGCGUUUGACCUUAAUGACUUGGUAGUGAAGGGUUUGAUGAUUGUGAGAAUGCUAGUCGGUAAUCUUGGAGAUGACACUACAAGUUCAUAUGCCCAUCACUGGGUCACUAUACUAGAGAUUUUCUCAAAGGUUGUUAGUUGCAAUGGAUUUGCAUCAGGGCGAACCCUAUCUGAGUCCAGUGCUUGCAUUACAGUGUUCUUGUCUAAGGUAGCUAAUACCCUUAAAGCAUCAUCUAAUAGCAAUACUGAGGCAACUGGAACACCAGUUAUGGCACGUGAAACUGUGAAAUCUAUGAUGCAUCACGCCAGGACUUCUGGUUUGGUGGAUCAUUUGUGUCUUUGCUUAGCAACUGCUGGUUCAAGUCUCCAGAAAGGUUCUUCGAGCUUUUCCCGUGCCGCUGGUGAAGGAUGUACAGCUCUCUGGUCCUUGAUUUAUCUGCUGGAAAUCCUUUCCUUAAAGGACCAUGCUUAUCAAUUUCCUUUAUAUGCUAUGCGGAACAAUUCUUUGCUUCGACUUGAUAUCAAGGAAAACGAACAAGGUAUGCUUCCCGGGAAGGAGUCAACAGAAAUUGUCAAUGCAGUAACUGGUGCUAUUCUCAAAUCCAAACCUAUACAGGUCUCUAUAGAUCAUUGCAUUUGUCACCGCCUUGAACCUGCAGCUUCUGCUAGUAUUCAGCUUUUGACAAGGUGUUGCCUGCACAAUAAAAUUGUUCCUAGUCUUCUCUGCGGCCUGCCAAGCUCCUUACCGGUCACAACUGUAGUCAGUGGUGGUGGAGAUGGUACUAUAAUCUCAGCUAUAUUUUCGUUGUUGGAUCCGCAUUCAGAAGAAAUGAAUGGGAACUGCAACUCGACCAAUUCCUCUGUCUUGGUUCAGCAUUCAUGCCUUCUCCUUGCUACUGUAGCACAAUGUUUGAAGUUUACUGGAAGAAACUCUGCACUGUUUAUGCUUACAACCUCUUCAAAGAAGCAACUAUCACGACUUUCCCUCCUUGCACACUAUUUUUCUUCAGACAACAAGACAGGAGCUUCAUCUACAUGUUCCGCAUCAGCCAUGGUGGCAUUUGCAUCAAUCCUGUUUCUUGAAAGUGGAAGCUCUGUUGAGUCUCCUGUCUCUGAAAUCGCUGCACCUCUAAUUCCCCACAGCUCUAUACUCAGUGAGUCCCUCAAGAUUUCUUUAGCCAAUAAGAAUGGAAGGGAUACUGCAAGCAGUCUACACUCGUACUGGCAUGGCUUGAAAGAUGGAUGUGUAGGUCUGCUAGAAUCAACACUGAAGUGGGGAGGCCGGUCAUCUGUUCAACAGUUAUGUGCAAGCGGCAUUCAUUUUGUCUUUAUCAAUUUGUUAUCAGAGAACAGCUUGAAUGCUUCUUCCAACAAAAUUGAUGGCGCAAAAGAUGGAGUCGGCUUAUCACCUGUUGGAGUUUUGUGGAUGGUAUCUGCAAUUUAUUACUGUCUUUCAGGUGGAUCUUUAACAUUUCGUCAGAUUCUGGUUAGCACUGAGCACAUCAAGCUCAUCAUUGAAUUAAUUUGCGAUGUGCAUCUAAAGCUUCUGAAGAGCUGGAAUGGACCUGGGGGAGGAAAGGAUGGAGUGAGGGAUUUAAUCAAUCUUGUGAUUGAUCUCUUAGCUUUUCCCUUUGUUGCUCUUCAGAAUGCUCCUGGGAUGCCAUCUGCUACUGCUUCUGUAAGCAGUGGGUUCCUCCUCAACUUGGGCAUCUCUGGUGGCAGAAUAUGCAUCGAAGACAGAGGCACUCUCAAAGCAAUUGAAGACGAUAUGGGAAAAUAUAUUAAAGUUCUCUUGGAGGUGGGACUGCCAGGAGUUCUGUUACGAUGCUUGGAGCAUAUAGAGCUAAGAGAUUGUGGAAAACUGGUCGCAUUUAUAGCUAAAAUGGUGAAUCAAGGCCAUCGACCACUUGCAGUCCAAUUUGUGGGCAAGGGCUUGCUGGACCCAAACAGGAUGAGGAGAUUGCUUAAUUGCUCGAGCCCGAAAGAGGUCAUAUUAGAUGUUCUGAAUAUAAUCUCUGAUCUAGCUCGUAUGGACAAGGCUUUCUAUGAAUACAUCAACGGGGCAAGAAUAUUGGACACAUUGAAGGAUUUCCUGACGAAUGAGGAUUCCAAUAUUCGUGCGAAGGCUUGCAGUGCUCUGGGGAACAUGUGUCGGCACAGUCCUUAUUUCUACAAUUCACUGGCAAGGUGCCAUAUAAUUGACCCUCUAAUUGAUCGCUGCACCGACCCAGACAGACGCACACGGAAGUUCGCUUGCUUUGCUAUUGGGAAUGCUGCCUACCACAAUGACUUGUUGUAUGAAGAGUUGCGAAGAGCUAUACCUCCACUGGCAGCACUUUUGGUUUCAACAGAUGAAGACAAGACCAAGGCAAAUGCUGCUGGUGCACUGAGCAAUCUCGUCCGUAACUCUAACAAGCUCAGCGAAGACAUCGUAUCUGAAGGAGCUAUGCAGGCUUUGCUGAAGUUGGUAGCUGAUUGCUCGGUUCUAGCCCUUGAUCCGAGCAGGAAAGAAGCUAUUAACGAGUCCCCUCUCAAGAUAGCUCUCUUCUCGUUGGGAAAGAUGUGUUCGCACCUUCCAUGCUUGCAGUUUCUCCGUUCGUCAGAGCUUUUCUCUGUAAUUGGAAGGCUGCAUCAAUCACAAGAACCGACAAUUGCCAAUUAUGCCUCUAUCAUUGUGAGAAAAGUUUCUGAUGCGUGAAGCUUGAAGGAGCUGCAAUAUCAUCCUGUGAACUCUCUGCUACUGCAUGAUCAGCUCAUAAUGAAUAGAAAAUGAGCAUUUGCUGUUUUCCAGUAGGUCUUGUUUGGUUUCAUCCAUCUCAUUUGCUUUUGGUCAUGGGAGAGUGUGCGAUGGCCACUGGCUACGGGAUCAUUUUUCAGAUGUAAUCUGAUGCCGUGAUGCUGACUUUCUUCAUGUGUAUGGCCUUUGUUUCGAAGUCUCCCACACAUGCUUCUCUUUUUGAAAUGUUACCAAAUCGCAACCAAUUUAUGCAUGCAUUUGCACAUGUGUAUAUACAUGAGUGGAUAAAGACCUUGUGAACCCAAGCCUUAUAUUGUAAAUUUGUUUCGCUGAUACAUCUGUGUUUGUAUAUGCACUCUCUUCAAACUAUUGCUGGA
Molecule: messenger RNA, 4687 nt
Organism: Punica granatum (pomegranate)
Lineage: Eukaryota; Viridiplantae; Streptophyta; Magnoliopsida; Myrtales; Lythraceae
Source: RefSeq, a predicted model, not a curated record